GCGGCGAGAAGGAGGUCUUUAUUACGACGCUGCACAAUGCCCAAGCCCUGGGGGACCUCUGCCGGCAGCAGCAGCAGGGCUCAGGAGUGAAAAGGCAGGCGGCAAGGCUGGGGCUGAAGACUGGAGCAGCGGCUGGGGAACUUUGCAGAGGGGUUGAAAGAGCAAUCCGAACUCGCAGGGGAGAGAGCUCCACGCUCUGGGGCCAGGGCCACCGCUGAGAGCCGUGGUGGUGUCAGUGCCUGGCUGCCUGGGCUGGGACUGGGAGGCGCCCACGCGAGGGAAGACUGGUCCCUUCAGGCAGCAGGCGGCUCCGUUCUUUCUCCCGCCGGGCUUCCAACUUUCCUGCAUGGGGUCUCCUCGGUGGAAGAGGCUCUGCCUUCUGUUCUUGAUCGGCUUAACUUUCUCUGCCAUCUUCUAUGGGCACCACUUUACCACGCUGGAUUCUCCCACCAGUCCCAGGACGGUAGCCAGUUUGUGCCCCUGGUCAUUAAAAUCCAAAGUGAAGAUGGAUCCCACAUUUGGAAAGCAAUUCGAUUUUGACAUCCCAGUGCUGAUGUGGGAGCAACUCUUCACCCCGGAGGCAUGGGACCGUCUGAAGGAACGCAAUGUCCCCUACGGCUGGCAUGGUUUGUCUUAUGCAGUUAUUGCCUCUACUGUGAAGCUGCUCAAUAACUCUGCCAACAGAAGGCUCUUCAGCAUGGCCAGGCCCCCUGAUGGCUGUAUCCACUGUGCCGUGGUUGGGAAUGGGGGAAUUUUGAAUGGAUCCCGCCAAGGCAAGGAGAUAGAUGCUCAUGACUUUGUCUUCAGGCUCAAUGGGGCAGUGACCAAAGGCUUUGAGGAAGAUGUGGGAACUAAGACCUCCUUCUAUGGAUUCACAGUAAACACCAUGAAGAACUCCCUUCUUGCUUAUGCAGAAUAUGGCUUUACUCAGAUACCACAGGCCAAGGACAUACAGUACAUUUUCAUUCCUUCAGAUAUACGAGAUUACAUCAUGCUCAAAUCUGCUGUACUGGGCAUCCCCGUCCCAGAGGGCUAUGACAAGGGAGAUGAGCCACAGAAAUAUUUUGGUUCUGAGGCAUCUGCAGGGAAAUUCAAGUUGCUGCACCCGGAAUUCAUGCAUUAUCUAACAGAGAGGUUUUUAAGAUCAGAAAUAAUAAACAGUCAGUUUGGGCAUCUCUACAUGCCCAGCACUGGAGCCCUUAUGCUUCUCACAGCUCUACAUACUUGUGAUCAGGUCAGUGCCUAUGGAUUCAUCACGGAGAAUUACAGGAAGUUUUCAGACCACUACUAUGAGCAGGAGAAGAAGCCCUUGGUGUUCUAUGCCAACCAUGAUAUGCUGUUAGAGGCUGAGCUGUGGAAGAGCCUGCAUCGGGUUGGCGUUAUGAAGCUGUAUCAACGAUAAAGGUGGCUGAUUGCAUAGACAAGGAAAGGAGGGAGUGGCUCCCCUUCAUUGCCCACCCGGGAAAGCUUUCCCGAUCUGCAGGAGUCCUCCCUUUGCCUUGCGUAGGUCAGCAAUGAAACUGAUAGGCAGCAAUGUUUCAAACAUACAACAAGACAUUCUGUCGCGGCCAGUUAACCUGUGGAUUUGGUGAAGAGCUGUAAUGGUAUACAAAUUCCACACUAGAAGAAAGACCCAUCAGUAUAAUGAGGGACUACAACAGCAGUCUCAAUACUACUGAAUUGCUGACUGCCAGAAACUUGGACUAGAUGACAGAGAUAUGGAUGCAGCCAUUUGUAACUGCUCUGCUUUGCGUACACUUCCAGUGGAGCAUCUAUCAAGCAUUCCAUUGUGGCUUUUAUUGGAGGCAAGGUGACUGAUCUUCUUGGGAUAUUGGCCUGACCCAGCAUGGCAUUUUUUAGGAACACUCCACUCUCCUCCUGUUAGGAGAAAUCAAACCACACUCAUAUUAAAUGAAGUGAAGGGGCUGGAGCGCACCAUAUUGGCCAUGAUCCCGACGGUGCUGCUCCUUACCGUAGUGGCCACUUGGCUCACAUGUGGGAUUGACACAGCGAAAUAACUGCUGUCUGAUGAAGCUGGCUCACUCAGAACAGCUUUCUGGUUCAGGGGGACAAAUGCCUCUACAUGGCAGGCACAUGGUCUGCCAUGGUCCUCUUAUACGGUCCUCUUGUGGGGCAACCAUUUCUGACACUAUGAAAUAAGUACAGGGGGGGCAGUUUGAUAAGCAGUCAUUGUUUGUGGCAUGAAUGGCAGAUCUUCCACGUUCCAAAAUAUAAUGAUGUCAUUGCACUGCCAAGGUUGUCUGAUAACAGCACCAUCUGAGACCCGAGUACACACUUAUCCCACCAGCAUCCAUUUUAUGAAAAAAAUACAUUUUUGUCCUGUUCCUUCUGUACAGCAGAUUCCUUAAUGGCACUGGGUAACCUACUUUUUAAAAGAGCCUGCUCCCAAGUUUCAAAUUUAUUCCUCAAACCAUGAUGUUGUCUGGAUGAAAAUUUAUCCUUUGCUGGCUGUGGUGGUGGGGUGAACUAUCAUUGGUCAAUGUCUCUCAGUAUCAGCCAUGGGCUAAGAAGCCAGACACCCCUCGUAUCACAGAGAAGUAACCCAUCGUCUGCAGCUCCUUCCCCAUGCUGCCUGAGCUCCAACUCACUCUCCUGGAGGCCUUUCGAAUGCACCAGAAUUUGCUCCUUGCUAAACCCAGAGUUCCCCAGUGCUGUGCAGAAGCAUCCCCAUCACCUCUACUGAUAACAAGGCUAUUUUUGCAUUCCUAAGGGUAGUCCCUCCACAUAGUUUAGAGUAGCUGCCCAAAACCAGCUCUAACUGGCUGCUGCAGGACUGUAUAUAUAUUCUCUGCAACAACUACAAGUAAAACAAAGUGCCAAGAAAAGUUCAGUUAGGUGACCUGCACACAUUAUGCAAAUUAGAUAAGUUUUGAAUGGGUUUUCUAUCACAACAUGGAUUUUUCUCAGGGUAACCUCAUGGGCUCACAUUAAAGGUACUUUUAGAGGCAGUGCUAGAGAUUCUUUAUUGACAAGGCAAUGGAUUUAAAUAUCAAGUAAAUCUCAGUCAGUAAAUAUUAAAAUAUGUCCACACCCAUGGAAAUCUCAGCUUAUUUAAAAUGCAAAUAUGGUUAAGUAAGGCAAAGAAUUCCAAGUUUAGAAGUCUUUGGAAUGUCAUACUGUCACAACAUAAUAAAAUAUGUAAAAGUAAAAUACACCUAUGCAAAAAUAAAAUGCCAGUCAUGCUCCUUUUUUUAGUUCCCACUGACUUGAAUCCAAGUAUUCAGGCCUUUUCAAAGAGCUGCAGAAAUCUUUUUGUUUGUCAACCGCUUGCCACAAGAAAACUCCCCACCCCCCAGUUUAUAUCAGAAGGUGGAACCUACUAAUCACAUGCCACUCUAGUGUACCUCUCUCUCCCUAGAGGCUCAAGGGGCACUAGGUUGCUUGUUUGUUUUGGCAUCAGAGUGACCUUUGCUUUUGGUUGUUGUUGCAUACAGUGAUUUAUUAUGUUUCUGAUAGUCAAAGAACUACCAGUAAUCUCCACCUUUGGCCGCUGAGAUUUCACCACAUGCUUUCAGCCCUGUCUCUGCAGGUGUACUGAAAAGAAAUUUGAGAGAGAGAGAGAGAGAGAGCUGAAUAUAUGAAAUUCAGGAUGCUGAAUUUGGAGUCCAAUAUCAAAUGCCUGCCCUUGUAUGGAUUUAUUCAAUACACACAGCCCUGCAUAUUUAUUCAGAAGCAAAUACAUCACUAAAUCAGCACAGAGCAAUAUUAGGUUUUGCAGCAGAGUAAUUUAGGGCCAAAGUAGAUGUUGUUAUGGCAGUACAGCUUGUGUGUUAUAAUGUGAGUUGUGUCGUUUUCCUAGCAAGUAAUUCCCAUUACUGGGAAUUUGUGGGCCAUUUCAGGCACAGUGCAGGCAAGUAAGGGGGAACUCAAUCUUCCACCCUGUAUUUUUCAGCCCCAAACAGCUUCUCCCAGCCAUUUUUCUCCCAGUGGGACUCUUAUAGCAGAAGUAAUGCCUAUUCAGAGAGAAAACAACGACAAAGCAGGGGCUUGGAGAGAGGGGAGAGAUUCAGCAGUCCCCUCUCAUCUGCCCAUACUGCGCUUGAUAUUGUUUCCCCACACUUCACUUCACUUCACUUCACAGGAAGUUGGCAUAACCUGCAUUCUGACACAUGGGUUAUGCUGCCAUCAUGUUUCAUUUGAGCCUAAUAUGGGCUGAUUGUGUGGCACCACCCAUUAUUUUUUCAAGUAGUUUCAGUGUUGUAGUCUAUUGGGCUGGCAUUUUUUUCCUAAUUGCCUCCAAAGGUUAUUAAGUCAGGGAUCUGUGCACUGUCCUAGAUGCUAUUGCAUCGUUACUCACCCCCCGCCCCCAUUUUCCCACCAUCUGUUUUUGGGAUGCCAUAUUGCUGUUUUGCAGGCUCUCUUCUUCUGGUGCUGUUUUGUUUUGCAAGUGAGCUUUUUGAUGCUGUGUGGUUUCACACUCAUUCUCCAGCUUCUCCUUCUGUUUUAACAUUGCUGCCAUCCGUCAGGCUGGUAGAAGUUUUAAUCUUGAUACAAGAUGAAGGAGACCUCAGACUCAGCAGCCAUUUUGAUUGGUGGCUGGCCAUGUCUUCUGACCGCAUGAUCCUUACAAGUUUAAUUACUGAGCCCAUUUGUUGAUGUCAUCAAGGAGAAGGGUGAGGAAUGACACACAUUCCAAAGCCAAUAGUGCUCUGUGGUUUUUUACAGAGAGAACUGCAGGCUUAUCUUCAAUAAAGAUGUGUUACAGUUAAUGUGCAGCUUUUGGUGAACAUCAGAAUGUUGACAAUUUCAGAUUAAUCUGGAAAAUGUCUGAGUGUGUGUGUGUGUCUGUCUGUCUGUCUGUCUAUCUAUCCUUUCCCCCCUAGCAUAUCUCAGUUCACAUCUGCAUGUCAAUAUUCUUAAGUGACAGGCAUGCUUGUUGCUUCUGUGGCAUCUUAAAGACUGCCAGCAUGGCUUGUGUGUGUGGGCGGGGAGGCGGGGGGGCUCUGUGCCUAUUAAGGAGUACCUCUUCGCACUCUCCUUGCUACCCCUGUUCUUCCCAAUGAGAGUCGCAGCAGGAGUGCAAGGACUCCUUAGGAGACACAGAGCCUCCCUGCCUUCACAACCUGUGUUGGCAGGCUUUAAAGCACCACUGAAGCAGCAAGCUUGCCUGACAUUUACAAAGGCAGCUUGCUGUACAGCCACGCACUGUAAAGACAUACACAUAACCGAUCUCUAUGUUGUGAAAACAUGGACAUAGUCUCAUUUCCCAGCGUUAAUUGUCGAAACCUCUUCGACACAUAGGGCACUUGCAGAUACAACACAAAGCCACAAAAGCUUCUCACCAAGCUUCUGAAAACAAUCGGAGAAUUCCCUCUACAGACAACUGACAUGGUUUCUUCUGCUGCCAGCAGUUUCUUUGGCCUCUCCCUCUGCCAUUCACCCAAUCCAUGGCUGUUUCUCAGCUGCUCUGUGCCCACCUCUCUUACUAAGCUGAGAAUAAACCACAGGGGGGCCAUUUCAGAUGAUGGUGGGAAUUUCAACUGUGCUGGAAACAAACAAGCCAACUACAACCACUGAAUACAAAUGUCAGCUUAUUUGGCAAAACUGAGCCUCCAGCAAAUUUGAGAGGUACCUUCCAAUGGAAAAGCACUGCAGAGAUGUUCACAUUCAACUGAAAUUCUACUUCGUAUCCUAAAGAGCCCAUUUACAAGGGCCCCUGAAGACAGAGAGACUGGAUUAAGAUCUAAUGAGGCUAUUCACAGAACUGGGUAGGCCGGGAGGGCAGUGGGGGAGGCUUGUGAAACUCAUCUUCCUCCCAAAUAACUGAUCCCAUGCUGCUGGGAGCACAGACUGCACUCAUAGGAACAUAGGAAGCUGCCAUUGAGUCAGACCAUUGGUCCAUCUAGCUCAGUAUUGUCUACACAGACUGGCAGUGGCUUCUCCAAGGCAGGAAUCUCUCAGCCCUAUCUUGGAGCAGCCAGAGAGGGAACUUGGAACCUUCUGCUCUUUCCAGAGCAGCUCCAUCCCCUAAGGGGACUCUCUUACAGUGCUCACACAUCAAGUCUCCAAUUCAUAUGCAACCAGGGUGGAUCCUGCUUAGCUAAGGGGACAAGUCAUGCUUGCUGCCACAAGACCAGCUCUCCUCUCCAGACAAUCUAUGCUGUGUGCCUGCAGUGUGGAGCUCAGGAGGCCAGGACAAUGCUUCCCGGCCUCCGGUAAUCCCACAAUGCACCACACAACACAUUCAAUGCAUUGGGAGAUUCCCCACAAGAGACAGGCAGCUAGAGCAUAGUCUAGUUAGUAUGAUCCAGUAGCCACCCGAUCCAGUAGCCCGGCUAGCAGUAUUGAGUUUAGAGAGGAAAUAAGAGCCACUCCCAGCAAUUAAAGCCCAGAGUACUCCCUAUAGACGCCUCCAUAACCUCAGCUAUCAGCCGGGCUAGGUGGCACUGGCCCACCAGGAUCAUGUCCGAGCCCAGCGUUUCUCACUGGCCGCCUAACCCAGGCUGGGCAUCUCUAGCCUGGUUUAAGCUGCAUGUGAGAACAGCCUCAAUAUAUUUUUGAAUUUUUUUUUUUUUUGCCUUAUUUGCUGAAACACUAGUUGUCUUGUGUGGGAUCCUUUUUCAAUAGGGCCACGGGCCACUGGACUCUCAUUUCCAAGUAUUCCAAGGUAAAGGAGACAAGAUUAUACAUCAAAUAGGGCAGGAGCAUCAUCAUUCCGAUAAAGGAACUGCAAACUCCAAAUAUAUCCCUCUCAGAUUAUCCACUGAAAGGAUACAGGUGUUUGUCCAUGGAAUAUUCCUUAGCAUUAAAAAAAAAAAAAGCAUCAACAGUAGCAAAUUAUGCCAUGACACUAGUAUGGUCCUCAUGACCCUUUGACUCUUGUGCCUUGGACACUUGGGGUAAAAUUCCCUCCUAGGCUAAUUAAACAGCGAUUAACCACUCAGAAGCACAGCAAAGGGAUCUCGUUGACACAAGUAACCUUGCAGACCUCACACUGGUGUUUGCAAGAUAAUUAAGUGUAAACAGCAACCAAGAGAUCAGCAUCAGGUCAGUUUUGUUCUGCCGGUAAGUGACAGUGGCUAGUGACAGACGGAGGGUUGCAGAUGCACAAUGGGGGAAGGUGGAGUGUAAUCCGAAACAUUUCCCCACUUUGUAUAAUUGCAUAAAUGUUGAAUGAUCUUUUUCCCUUUGUGUAUUUCUUUUGUCAUGUGGGCGUGAGACGAGGGGAUGGAGAAAACAGCAGAAGGGGAGAAACACAGCAAACAAUACAAGUGGAGUAAAGAGCAGGGCAGAACUGGUGCAAAGAAAGACAGGAGUGGGACGGAGAAAGUGCCAACUAUUUUGAGCCAUGUGCACUGGGGCAUUAGUGGCACAGGCCACCUGGCCAGAGGUGGUGCUGGGGGUGGGCGGGCAGGCGGACACACACACUCUCUCUCUCUUUCAUAGCCCCAGUCUGUGAUUCUGCAAUCUUAAAAGUACACACCAUCAGUGCUGCCUCUUCCCCAUCCUCUCUACAAUUGCAUAAUAGAGCACGUUUUCUCCUCAUAGGUGUGUGUCAUAAUGCCUGGAGGCCAUCUCUUAUCAGUGGGCGCAUAGUGUCUAUGAGGCUAAGAGAGACCAAGGGAUGAACCAGUCACUUCCUGAUUCAAAUAUUGCCUCUGCUAAUAACACAUUAGUGACUAUGGGUGAGCCACCAUCAUUCAGUGCCUCCCUCUCGCCUGGAAGAGGAGGGAGGCACCCUAUAUGGGGACCAGUGUUUCUUCUAACAGGGAUUCCCAGAUGUUGUUGACUGCAACUCCCAUAAUCCCCAGCCAAAGGCCAUUGCAGCUGGGGAUGCUGGCAGUUGUAGUCAACAACACCUGGGAAUCCCUGUUAGAAGGAACACUGAUGGGGAUAACAAAUACUGACCUACCUUGCAGGACCAUUGUAAGGAUUUCUAAGCAAAUAUAUGUGAGUUGCUUUGAAUACUAUGGGAGAAGAGCUGGUCUUGUGGUGGCAAGCAUAAGUUGUUUCCUUUGCUAAACAGGGUGCACCCUGGUUUGCAUUUGAAUGGGAUAUGACAUUGAGCACUGUAAGAUAUUCCCCUUAGGAGAUGGGCCCGCUCUGGGAAGAGCACUUUCAUGCUUACAUGCAGAAGGUUCCAAGUUCCCUCCCUGGAGGCAUCUCCAAGAUAGGGCUGAGAGAGACUCCUGCCUGCAACCUUGGAGAAGUUGCUGCCAGUCUGUGUAGGCAAUACUGAGCUAGAUGGACCAGUGGUCUGACUCAGUAGAAGGCAGCUUCCUAUGUUCCUAACAUUUUAAAACACUAAAUAAAUACUAAGUUAAUAGUGUUAAUUUGAAAAAAAUAUUAAUGGCUGCACACAGAUGGUGGUGAUAAAGAAAGAGAGAGAUGCUGGUGGUUACAAUGGGGAGGCCCAGGCAGAGCAGGAGAGGGGAGGCCUGCUUGGAAGGCUAAUCCCGAGGCUCAGUUGGUGGUGGGUGCUGGAUGCUGGCAGUAGGGCAGGAAGUGGGAGACCGAUAUAUAAACUAAUUGUAGCAAGGAAAGAGUCUUUUAUACUCCAUUGGCUUCUAUUUCUGUUCUUUUUUUCCUUUGUUGCAUAGAAUCAUAGAACUGUAGCACUGCAGAGAACAUUGAGGAUAACUCUCCAAAGACUGGUCCAAUAAGAGAUGUUUGGAUAUUACAGGACGCCAGCAUGAUUUAGGGCUUUUGAGUAUGUCACAUGCUAAGCAACACAGAUUAACUGAACUCAGGCGGCAGGGCCUUGGCCCUUGGGCAUAUCAGUGUUUUUGAGUUCGUCUGCUGAAGAGGAAUAAUCGACUGCCAUGAAGAUAAGGAUAAUCAAGCAGUCUUUGUGUCAGACGUGGUAUAUAUAAAUGAGUAUUGUUAUCACCUUCA
This is a messenger RNA of Hemicordylus capensis (graceful crag lizard), 8856 nucleotides long. RefSeq names its product ST6 N-acetylgalactosaminide alpha-2,6-sialyltransferase 2 (gene ST6GALNAC2). Lineage: Eukaryota; Metazoa; Chordata; Lepidosauria; Squamata; Cordylidae. Bases 347 to 1402 code for a protein of 351 amino acids. The record is from RefSeq and is a predicted model, not a curated record. Gene Ontology annotation, molecular function: sialyltransferase activity. The transcript is spliced from 8 exons.